This is a messenger RNA of Camelina sativa (false flax), 2815 nucleotides long. NCBI's taxonomy places the organism in Eukaryota, Viridiplantae, Streptophyta, Magnoliopsida, Brassicales, Brassicaceae. The record is from RefSeq and is a predicted model, not a curated record.
UGGAACAGAGUUUCAUCACCAUUUCUGAUUUUCUGAUAAAUCUUUCCUUCAACCUUUCUUUCUCUGGUUUCAAGUAUACAGAUUCGGAUACAUCAAUUUUUAUUCUAACUAUUCAGAACAGAAGAAAUGUCUGAACACUAAAUGUUGUUAUUGGAGGAGACAAACAAGCCAAUAAAAAAGUCAACGAGAUAUAUCUGACUUUGGUGGGCAUGGAGUAGAGUAAGCAGACAGCAAAAUGCAAGAGACUGUGUUCCUCUUCACUGAAGAGAAUCUGAACAAAGGGCAAUCCUCAGGGGGCAAAUGUAAACAAAGCUCUCGACGUGUUGUCCCCAUGACAAGUUGUGAGGUGAGUGAUUCGGCUGCGGAGAUUAGAAUAGUAGAAAAGGUGCUAAAGAACGGCGACCUUUACAAUGGAGGCUUAUCUGCCGGUGUUCCGCAUGGGACAGGGAAGUAUCUGUGGUCGGACGGUUGUAUGUACGAAGGGGAGUGGACACGUGGCAAAGCAAGCGGUAAAGGACGUUUUUCGUGGCCAUCGGGAGCGACCUAUGAGGGUCAGUUCAAGGACGGUCGAAUGGAUGGAGAAGGAACGUUCAUUGGAAUCGACGGUGACACUUAUAGAGGGCAUUGGCUGUGGGGAAGAAAGCAUGGCUACGGAGAGAAGCGUUAUGCAAACGGCGACGUUUACCAAGGAAACUGGAAGGCCAACCUACAAGAUGGCAACGGACGUUACGUGUGGAGCGAUGGGAAUGAGUAUGUAGGAGAGUGGAAGAAUGGUGUUAUCUCUGGGAAAGGAGCCAUGACUUGGGCUAAUGGAAACCGUUAUGAUGGGCUAUGGGAAAAUGGAGCCCCGGUUGGGAAAGGGGUGUUGAGUUGGGGUGAGGAGAAGACUAGUAAUAGUGGAUGGGGGAGAAAGAGCAAGAAGAAAGAUGAUGAGAUUAUUGUUCAACAACAUCAUAAGCUCUCUUCUGUGGAAGCUUUGUCAAUGAAUACCAAUUUCCCGAGGAUUUGUAUAUCGGAGUUGGAGGAUACUAGCUUGUCUGAUCAUGUUGAGGCGAGUCCAUAUACGAGCGAGUCAGAUACAAGCGGAUGCGGAGAGCAUGAAUGGGCAAGAAGUCCUUUGCUUUUAGAGAGUGGUGGUGCCAUGAGUUUGCAACAAAGUCCAAGAUGGUUGGAUGAAGGAGAUUGUAAGAAACCAGGGCAUACGGUUACAGCCGGACAUAAGAACUAUGAUUUAAUGUUAAAUCUACAACUUGGGAUUAGGUACUCUGUCGGGAAACAUGCUUCCCUUUUGAGGGAGCUUAGGCAUUGUGAUUUUGAUCCCAAGGAUAAGCAAUGGACCAGGUUUCCCCCGGAAGGCUCUAAAUCUACGCCUCCCCAUCUAUCCGUUGAGUUCAAAUGGAAGGAUUAUUGCCCUAUUGUGUUUAGGCAUUUGAGAGACUUAUUUGCGAUAGAUCAAGCAGACUACAUGCUCGCUAUUUGCGGAAAUGAAUCUCUUCGAGAAUUUUCUUCGCCUGGAAAGAGUGGUAGCUCCUUUUACUUGACUCAAGAUGAACGCUUCAUGAUCAAAACCAUGAAAAAAUCCGAAAUUAAGGUAUUGCUUAAGAUGCUUCCAAAUUAUUACGAGCAUGUUUCCAAGUACAAGAACUCUUUGGUCACUAAGUUCUUUGGUGUGCAUUGCGUCAAACCAGUAGGAGGACAAAAGACUCGGUUCAUAGUGAUGGGGAAUCUGUUUUGUUCGGAGUAUCGUAUACACAAACGAUUUGACUUGAAAGGUUCGUCACACGGCCGUACUAUUGACAAGGAUGAAGGUGAAAUCGACGAGACCACAACACUCAAAGACUUAGAUCUCAAGUAUGUGUUUCGACUCGAGACGUCAUGGUUUCAAGCCUUCAUCAACCAAAUCGAUAUCGACUGUGAGUUCCUUGAAGCUGAAAGAAUUAUGGACUAUAGCCUCUUGAUUGGUCUCCAUUUCCGUGAAUCUGGCUUGCGUGAUGACAUUUCCUUGGGCAUCGGUCGAAGAGAUCAGGAGGACAAAUUGAUGAGAGGGUAUAAUUCACUUCCAAAUAUGGACUCUGUCAUCCAAACUUGUAACGGACCCUUAAUGAGACUAGGAGAAAGUACACCGGCAAAAGCAGAGCAGGUGAGAAAAUUUGGGGAAGAGUCAUGGGAAGAAGACGACAUUGACAACUCAAAUCCUAAGAGUACGAAGAAAGAGGUCAUUGAGGUGAUCCUUUAUUUCGGUGUUAUUGACAUUCUUCAAGACUAUGAUAUCACCAAAAAACUAGAGCACGCCUACAAGUCACUCCACGCAGAUCCCACUUCCAUUUCAGCUGUUGAUCCUAAGCUUUAUUCCCGAAGGUUUAGAGACUUCAUAAACAAAAUAUUCAUUGAAGACAAAUGAAAAUGGAACUAACAAUGCAACACCUACACAAGUUCAAAGAAGAAGAAUUUUAUUGUACAUCAGAAUCUAAGGCAUGGGUUUGGCAUUUAAUUUUUUGGGUUUUGAAUGUCAAAUUAAAACCUAGAGGCCCCUAAAUACGAUUAGAUCGCACGGCACCCCGCAAUGUUGCUCGAAUCCAAGAUGUUGAAGAGGUUGCCGGCUGUUUUGAGAUGAAUUUUUGGGGUUUACUCAUUUUGUAAAGAGGAAGAGAGUUUUGGUGCUUCCUCGAAAGCUAGUGUAGAGAUAUUAGGACAAUGCUUCUUGAUUUUAUUGUUAUAUGGUGAGCCGAGCUGACAAAAUCUACAUGGACAAAGAGUAAAUGUUUUUUGCAUUUUGUUUUUGCCUCUGACUCAUUACUGUUAAUCUUUAUCUUUA